Messenger RNA from Trypanosoma grayi, 1251 nucleotides. RefSeq names its product 16S rRNA (cytidine1402-2-O)-methyltransferase. Lineage: Eukaryota; Euglenozoa; Kinetoplastea; Trypanosomatida; Trypanosomatidae. The record is from RefSeq and is a predicted model, not a curated record. The transcript has a single exon. Bases 1 to 1251 code for a protein of 416 amino acids. Gene Ontology annotation, molecular function: methyltransferase activity.
AUGGCUAUCCGACGCAUUCCCCAGCUCUGCGUCUCGCGUUUCUUCACGAGUGCCAGUCUCUGCCCCAAGCAGGUGCAACUGCAGCAGAAACAGCAACUACGCUGCUUCAUUGCAGCCAGCUUCCCCUGCCGGGGAUCAUUCAAAUACCGCCACACGCGCACGAUUCCCGAGGACGCCGUUAACCCGUUGACCACGCCGACAAACAUCGACGCAGGCACCUUUCACGUCGUUUCCGUACCCAUUGGAAACCUAAAGGAUUUUUCGAUACGAGCUCUCGAUGUCCUACGACAGGUGGACUACAUCAUUACAACGGACCGACCGGCAACUAAGACGUUGCUUGACCUUGUUCAAAUCGAGUCUCAAGGCCGCCUCAUUCACUACUCUCGCAGCAAUCGCUCCGCCACCAAGGACAAACUUGUCGAGCUGCUGCGUGGCGGGAGAAGCAUGGCGUUGGUGUGCACAAGCGGGACGCCGUGCGUUGGCGACGUUGGCAGCGAGUUGGUUCGCGAAAUGCAGGCGGACGGUGUGCGUGUGGCGGCGGUGCCUGGGGCGUGCGCCUUGACCUGUGCCCUGGUCAUUGCGGGUGUCACGUCCUCCCCGUACGAAAAGGAUGCGACAACGUCUGAGGCAUCGCAAGGCGGCCCGUCGCUUUCUGCCCUUCGCUCACUACGAGACGGGUCAUUUUUCUUUGGCAACAUGCUGCCGGAGUCGCACGGGGCGCGUCUGCGCAUUCUUCGUACGACAGUUGGGCAGGCGACGUGCCCCUGCGUCUUCUACGAGAUCCCACGCCGCCUGCUGCUCGUGCUGCAGGACAUUGCACUGGUGUUGCCGCGGCGACGCGUCGUUGUGGCCCACGAAAUGACGAAGAUGAAUGAGUCGCUCCACGCUGACACAGCGGAUAAGUUGCUGGCUUUCUACUCGCGGCAGGAGGCGCACAUGAUGCUCAAGAAAGGGCAACUGGUGCUUAUCAUUGACGGUCCGGAUGCCGGUGAGACACAGGAACGAUUGCAACGUGAGGCGAUAAAACGACAGCGGUUUCGGCGAGAUCUCUCUGUGCUGGUUGGGGGAGCUGAUAGUGCAGAGAAACGAGAAGAAGUAUCAGGAAGUGGUGCUGAACAAGGCAAAAAGAAGAGUCGCAAAACUUUGCUUCAAAAGAAGCGCCGCAAGCGCCUCAUUGCCCGCAUUGAGAAGGAGCAAGAAAAAAUCCGCAUGCUCAUGAAGAUCAAUCAGACGGAUGGAUCAAGGUUGUGA